AUGACCGGUCGCGGUAAAGGUGGUAAAGGUUUGGGGAAAGGUGGAGCGAAGCGGCACAGAAAAGUUCUUCGUGAUAACAUCCAGGGUAUCACCAAACCGGCUAUCAGACGUCUCGCACGCAGGGGCGGUGUGAAACGUAUCUCCGGGUUAAUCUACGAAGAGACACGCGGUGUACUCAAGGUGUUCCUUGAGAACGUGAUUCGUGACGCUGUUACAUACACCGAGCAUGCGAAGAGGAAAACCGUCACCGCAAUGGAUGUCGUCUACGCCCUGAAACGUCAAGGACGUACCCUCUACGGAUUCGGUGGUCUCCUCCGCUACAAAGUAGACUUCCAGUCGAUGCAACUCGACGACGAGGAGAUCGACAACCUAUACGACGUCGACGACUACUAA
Molecule: messenger RNA, 393 nt
Organism: Parnassius mnemosyne (clouded apollo)
Lineage: Eukaryota; Metazoa; Arthropoda; Insecta; Lepidoptera; Papilionidae
Source: the annotation of a GenBank genome assembly